AUACCGCCGUGCCUUGUUGCACAUAAAGACUUUGGGACGUGACACUAGCCGAGGUUUAACCACAGGUCCCUGGGGUUGUUGUUUCUGGCCGGUCGCUUCAAGAGGAGAGCACACGGGUUGCUUCGGAGCAAGCGCAGAGAGAGCGGAAUGUGGAGUGUCGUGGCCAUUUGAAAGUAACGGAAGUGCAGCGAGCUGGAGAGUGGGCGCGCGCGAUGGGUGGGAGAAACAAGCAGCGAACGAAAGGCAAUGUGCGGCCAUCAAGCAGUGGUAAAGCAGCUGAGCUGCUGGCUAAAGACAAGGGAACAGUUCCAGGCUUUACUGGGUUUGGAGCCAACCAGAAUGAACUGGGUUAUGUUCCUGCAGUCCAAGGCUUUGAAGAAGUGGAUAGUUUGGUAGAUGCUGACUUUCGAUUGGUUCUACGCAAAAUGUCGAAACGAGAUGCAACAACAAAAUUAAAAGCUGUACAAGAGUUUGGAGCAAUGUGCAAAGAGAAGCACCUUGAGAAUAUUAAAGGAGUUCUUCCUUACUGGUCAAGGAUUUACUGCAAAAUUUCUUUGGACCAUGAUCGUCGGGUUCGAGAAGCAGUACAGCAAGCAUUUGAAAUACUCGUCCUUCAAGUGAAACGAAACUUAGCACCUUAUUUGAAGAGUAUUAUGGGACACUGGCUUAUUGCACAAUGUGAUACCUACAAUCCGGCAGCCUCGGCCGCAAAAGUAGCAUUUCAAGUUGCAUUUCCACUAAACAAACAGCCAGAGGCUGUGGCUUUUUGUAAAGAAGAAAUUAUGAAUAUCAUAUGUGAUUACAUCUUGAAGGAAACUCCAGAGACCCUCAGUGAUCCACAAAGUGUUCCAGAGGAAGAAAGGGAAGAAAAAUACAUAAGGAUUGUCACAAGCUCACUUCUGGCUCUGAAAAAGCUACUUGACCUUCUCCCUGAAAAUGAGAAUGUUGUCCUGAAGAACAGACUAUUGGCUAUUCUAUCACCGUCCAAGUUCUGGAAAUACAGCAAACACAAAACCCCACAGAUCCGCUCAGCUUUCUUUGAAUUGAUUAUUGCUUUUUGCCAAUACUUGCCUGAGCUGAUGAAGUUUGAAGCUGCACGAGUGUGUCCCGCUGUGCUACUGAAUAUAGAUGACAUGGAUCCAGUCGUAUGCCCUUCUGUGUGGGCGGCAGCACUUUAUGUGCUCACCUGUAUUGAGGAUUGCUGGGUCCAUGUAAACGCAAAGAAAGGAGUUUUGCCAAAGUUAUGGGCAGUUCUUAAAGAAGGUGGUCGUGGCCUGGCUACUUCUGUUUAUCCAAGUCUUUUACCAUUCAUCAGCAAGAUACCCGAAGAAGUAAUUGGAUCAAAGAUAGAGUUUUUCACUCUGUUCUUCAAUACUGUUAGCAAGGGAUUACAGAGCGAAUGUGCCUUGAUGAGCUGCAGUGAGAGUUCAGCAAUUGUAUCAGCAUUCAUGGAAUGCUUAUGCUUCACUGUGCACCAAAAUCUUGGAAACAUUGAGGAUCACCAAAAACUCCAACAGAUGCUCAUAAAUGAACAGCUGCUACCUCUUUUAAAUUUUGCUUUGAAGAAUCCCAAGCUGCAAAGUGGCACUUUCUCCAAACUUGCAGACACUCUUGCCUCAUGGGAAAGACGAACUGAUAAUUCAGAUAUAGAAGAGUGGGCUGCUGCAUACAAACGACUGUUAUCUGAUUUUUGGAAAGGUCUUUCUCAAGCCUGCAUAUCUCAGUUGGGCAGCACUGAAGUUGAUGAAAAUGUAUUAGAAGGGAUCUCCUCUUUACUUAAAUGCAUGGGAAAGCCUAAGGGGACAACAGAACAGUCUGUGAGAAGGAAAGGUAAAAUCAGAUUUAUCGAUCAAGAAGAAACUCAAGAUUAUGAAAGCAAUGCUACAAACCACCUGGAAGAAUUAAUUUUUGGAACAAAGAAUACAUUGGAAUCUGAAAAUUUGGAGGAUUCUUCAAGACAACGUCAGGACAGCCAUCCUGCCAGAACAGUGCCUUUGGAAGCCCUAAUCUGUGAACUUGCCAAACUGAGCAUGACCUUUAUUAAUGAACAGAACUCCGAAAUGCAUCUUGUGUUCUUGACUACACUCAUUAGCUCAUUUCCAUCAACAAAGCUAUUCACUAUUUUGCUGGAAAAUGAUAAACCAGGGAGUGCUGAAUCUUUCUUUGAAACAAGAAAUGAAGUGAAAGCGAUGGCAAGUAACCCUGCUGUACGGUUUCUGACUCAGAAACUACUAGUCUGGGUGAAAGAAGAUAAAACUGACUUAGGUUUUUUGGUUGAUAUGCUCUACAGUGUCCUUCAUUGCUGUGAUAAUAAUGAAAGGAAGAUAAUACUGAACCAAAUCUCUCAGAUGGAGCAAGGCUGGCUCCUCGUGUUCCACAUCGUACAAAAGGCAUGUUUGGAUCAAGUUAAGUAUGCUGCUGUUUCUGAUUGGUUGAAAGGAGAAGUACUUGGUGAGAAAUUGGUCUUAUUGGCAGAUGAGCUCUGUACAAUGGGAAAAACAAGUUCUUGGCCAAAAGAUGCCCACUCACAAAGCUGGGUGUUACUUAGCCUAGCUCUGUCGAAGCACUUCAGUAAUGAGUUCUUGAUCGAUGAGUUGUAUAUUGAAAGGAUAAUCGACAGACUGCACAAUGCGCUUUCUAAGGAUCUUUCUAAGGACCUGUCUAAAACUCAAGCUCUGGAGCCAAUGCUUUCCUUCAUUUGUGAUUUGGCGUCUAAUUUUUUCUGCUCCAUCAAGGGGUGUUUGCAGAUGUCUACAGCUGAAGAUCUUCUUUCCACAAUCUUCCAGCUCUGUGCCCAAAGCCAGGAGAAGACUCAUCUCUCAGAUGCUGAUCUGCAAAAACUACAACAAACCUGGUUGCUAGGAUUAACAUCACUAAUCAAACAACAAGAUGGGAAUUUUAGAAAAUGUGGUUUCUUUCAUAGCUCUGCAAUAUGGUUGAAAACUCAAGUCCAAGCAUCAACGUUGGAUGUGAAGAGCCUCCAAGUGCUUCUUACGUGCACUUCUUCUUUGCUGGAUAAGCUGAAAGCGGCUCAGCCUUUACCUCGUGGUCAUCUCAUAACAUUUAUUGAAUGCAUUGUUCCAAAUAAUUCAGAAUGGGAAAAUCUGAGGCAGAAACUAACUCCACAGUGGCUGAGUAAAGUAUUGCUGAUGGAGCGGUUGAGUCUGAACAAAGAUGCUCUGUGUGUUGGUGCUGAUAUUUACUCUUCUGACAAGAUACCAAGUCAUUUGUGUAUCACAGCAUUAUUAAACUUCGUGCUGUUACAUAUAUUAGAAGCCAAUGUAUUCAGUGAACAGGAAGAAAUUCAUUCAGUCCUGUCUACAUCAGAAAUUGCUGCAGAAAUGCUGUAUUCUUUGCAGUGGUGUGAAGAAAUGAAAGACUUUUGUCCUACUAUUGAAAAGUAUCGUGAAAUGCUACUUCAAUUUGAAAUUACUCAUGAGAGACUGAUGAAAGCAUGCAGCGCAUUGUCUGAAACUCUCUUUAGCAGAUCAUUACAGAGUGGAUUGCUCUGGGCUUUAACUGCAUCUCAAUUUAUCACCCAAACCAAGGUUAUUGGUGGUUGCGAACUAAAACAGUUGUACAUUACAGUGGACAGAUUUUUCCCUUUGACUGAGGCAUGUCUGCACACAAUUCAGUGCAUUGCUCCAUCUCUUCUCCAGGAAGAUAAAAAUCUUCUUGUGACACAGUGUGCUGCAAAACUUUCUACAAGCAAGGGCACAGAUAUUACCAACCUUAACGGAGGGUUUGGAUGCCUUGUUGUUAUAAAUAGCUGCCUACAGAAAGGAACCAAUGUGGAAGAUCACCAUAUAGAUGGCCAGUUGUUUAUAGAUGUAUUAAAUACAAUUAUGGAAUGGAGAAGCUAUGAAGAAGAAAUAUUUUUGUUUGAUUGUAAUUUGAAGUGCCCUGACUCCACUUUGCUUGGAAUCAAUGUGGAAAUUUUACGCUUUCUGAGAUUGCUGAUCAAACAUUUUCCAACUUCAGUAACAAGUGAACAGUGGGACUUCAUCAUGUGCUCUGUUUUGACAUGGUUGGAGACUAUGAGUGAAAUUGUAUCACUUUCUUCCAAGCCAUUGGUGCUGCAUUUUGUUUGCCAGAUUUGUGGCAUGCUGUCAGACCUUGGCCGCAUGUUUCAUGCAAUAACACCAGAAAUAGGCACAGCUUUUCCUCCUAACCUUACAAAUGAAUGGAACAACUUCUUUGUGGAAGGAGCAUAUGGACAGUUGUUACCACUGUUCCUAAAAAUUGCAGCUGAGUGCAAAGGAACCAUUCUUCUCCCUUCAUCAAUGUAUCUGUUAACAGCCUUGGGUGAAGCUUCUGCACUUAUUCCAUUGAAGCAGCUGAUGAAUCACAGUUUGCCACAUAAGUUCAUUGCUGGUCAGAAGACUAAUUUACCUGAUAAACUUCAGUCGAUCCUGAACACUUUGGCUCCAUUGCUGCUCUGUAAGGCUCGGCCUGUGCAAAUUACAAUCUACCUUAUAUUGCACAAGUUAAUGCCAGGACUACCUGCCUUUGACAAUGAAUAUUUGAAAUCGUAUGAUGACAAUGGGAAUGAUGAAGAAUAUGUUUUAUCACCACCUGCAGCACUUAUGUCAGUAAUUGGUAUUCGGGAGGAAGAUUUGGAAAAUAUUUUCUAUAACAUUCCAGUUGGAGAGCACACAGAUAUUAAACCACUAAGUGAAGCUUAUUAUUCUGUUCUGGGAUAUCUGCUUACAUGGAAGCUUCUUCUAACAUUUUUCAAAGCAUCUCCAUCUGAGUUGCGGGCCAUAUAUGCAACUUAUCUUCGCAAAAGUAAAUGCCUACACAAAUUACUGCAACAUCUCUUCAGAUUGAUGCCAGAAAAUCCAACUAUUUCUGGACAGAGUGCUGAUUCUACCAGUAAAGGUCAACGGACACUAUUCAGUGAGAAACAUACCAUUCUUCUCAAAGAGACAGAAACCUUGAACACAGAGAUUCCCAAGUUGGCUUGUGCAGUGUAUUACAGCGUAUUGGAAGACUUGCCAGCCACAGUUCGACUUUGGUGGAAUAAUCAAGACAAGCGUGUAUCCAGCACAGUGGAUAAAUACACAAGUAGACAUGUUAGCAGUAUCCUUUCUUCACAGGAAAUUUCAGCUGUGCAAACCAGUACACAGUCAUUCAAGAGCAUGGUGGUGAAAGCUCGUCCUGUGGCCCGAGAGGUACUUGCUACUUAUUCUGUGGAUGACAUAUUCAUUGAGCUCAUUAUACAGUUACCAACAAACUAUCCCCUUGGAUCAAUCACUGUAGAAAGUGGGAAGCGAGUUGGUGUGGCUGUCCAGCAGUGGCGCCACUGGAUGUUGCAGCUAAAUACAUUUCUUAAUCUUCAGAAUGGGAGCAUCAUAGAAGGCCUUGCAUUGUGGAAGAGCAAUGUUGACAAACGAUUCGAAGGAACAGAGGAAUGCAUGAUCUGCUUCUCAGUAAUCCAUGGCUCUAACUAUUCGCUUCCGAAGAAAGCCUGCAGAACCUGCAAAAAAAAGUUCCACUCAGCCUGCUUGUACAGGUGGUUUACUUCAAGUAACAAAUCAUCAUGCCCACUAUGUCGAGAGACGUUCUUUUGAGACAGUUUGGCUACUCUUCUGAUAAAGCGCCAUACACCAAUCAAGGCUAUUUGGAGGGUCAGCAAGUGGCAAUAUUUGAAUAUCACAGCAGAAUUUCACAGUAUAUUUGUACACUUAGCCUCUAAUCCAAAAUAUAAUCUUGAUGUAUUUAUGUGAAUUAACACUUGACAAAAAGCAUCAGUAAUUUUCCACAAUUAAAUUAAUCAAUUAAAUGAAUGGUAAUAUAUUAAAAGAUUAUUUACCAAUUUAUUUUAAGAUAAGUCUCCAUGCUCCAAUUGUCUUUCUGGUUUGUGGCAACUUGCCUAUUUUUCUUAAUUGGUGCUAUUGUGGAUCAGCUACUGGGGAAUAAAUGCACAAAAGUGUUGUCAGAAUGAA
Chiloscyllium plagiosum (whitespotted bambooshark) is the source of this 5948-nucleotide messenger RNA. RefSeq names its product listerin E3 ubiquitin protein ligase 1 (gene ltn1). The record is from RefSeq and is a predicted model, not a curated record. Gene Ontology annotation, molecular function: ubiquitin protein ligase activity; ribosomal large subunit binding; zinc ion binding. Gene Ontology annotation, biological process: ribosome-associated ubiquitin-dependent protein catabolic process; rescue of stalled cytosolic ribosome. Lineage: Eukaryota; Metazoa; Chordata; Chondrichthyes; Orectolobiformes; Hemiscylliidae. Gene Ontology annotation, cellular component: RQC complex; cytosol.